AGAUCUAUUUAAAGGGCUUUCACAGCUGUUCAGAGUCCAGAUGACUCGCGUUGUCUCGGGUUGAGUUUCCUCCUUCUCUCGUGAACAGACAGGAAGAGAGGAACAGACUUCCCGAAACUCACUUUUCUCCCUACGUCAAAAGUUCACUGGUAAAACAUCAGUUCAGGAGCUUAACACCACAGGAGGCGGCCCUAACGCUCAACCGACCAAUCACAGCCACACAGCUUGAUCGGUGACCGGCUCAGAGGGCUGGGCUUCGAGCUCGAGAAAAGCACCGGCAGAAGCAAAGCAAGCAGAAGGAUCGCUGGAGCAUCGUGCGGUGCGCAUCUCUCUACCGUGAUCAUGUGUCAGCCGAGCCUGAAGCAGCAGCAGCGGCGGAGCGCAGUAGGGAAAUGGUGAGAUGUUGCAGGGCUUUGCACAGGCCGUCCUCUUGCUACAAUCUCCACAGAGUCAGGGUUGAUGCCCGGCGCCUCCGACCGCUCGGCUCCUCCUCCUUAGCAGGAGCGGCAGGGGGGUCCGCGGGCGGCAAUAGAAACGCUGAUGCCAAAGGGCCCGGUGCUCCGGGGGUCGUUCAGAUCAGCCAUCAGAGCCGUUUCAGGUUGCAGUUCCCGCAGUUGGCUUUGCGGCGGCGCCUUGGACAGCUGAGCUGUAUGUCCCGGCCCACUGCCAGACUCCGGUCAUGGCCACUCUCCUUCCUCCACUACAUACUUCCAUUCGCUGUACUCAAGCCCCUCGCCAAGGUGGGCUGGCGGCCAACCAGCAGAGUUACCAUAUACAAGACCAUACCCACACGGCUGCUCUCCAGGGCCUGGGGCCGUCUUAACCAGGUCGACCUUCCCGUCUGGUUACGGAAACCCAUUUAUAGUUUGUACAUAUGGACAUUUGGGGUGAACAUGAAGGAGGCGGCUGUGGAGGACCUGCAACAUUACAAGAACCUGGGCGAGUUCUUCAGACGCAAGCUCAAACCACAGGCCCGGCCAGUGUGCGACUCGCACUGUGUGAUCAGUCCUGCCGAUGGGAAAAUCCUCCACUUUGGCCGUGUAAAGAACUGUGAGGUGGAGCAGGUGAAGGGGGUCACCUACUCUCUGGAGACCUUUCUGGGUCCAUGUCCAUGGACUGAGAGCUUAGCUAUCAACAGAAACGAGGAUGACCACGGCAACUUUCAGAACCUGCUGGUGACGAAGGAGGGGAACGAGCUGUACCACUGCGUGGUGUAUCUGGCACCAGGAGAUUAUCAUUGCUUCCACUCGCCCACCGAUUGGAGAGUCGUGAACAGGCGCCACUUUCCUGGCUCUCUGAUGUCGGUGAACCCGGGCAUAGCACGCUGGAUUAAGGAGCUCUUCUGUCAUAACGAGCGCGUUGUGUUAAGCGGAGAGUGGAGACACGGCUUCUUUUCACUAACAGCUGUCGGAGCCACCAAUGUCGGAUCCAUCCGGAUCUACUUUGACAAGGAGCUCCGUACAAACAACCCUCGCUACAGUAAAGGCUCCUACAAUGACUUUAGCUACGUGUCUAACAACAACCAGGAGGGUGUGAGUCUGCGCAAAGGGGAGCACCUGGGUGAGUUCAACCUGGGCUCCACCAUCGUUCUGCUUUUCGAAGCCCCGGAAGACUUCACUUUUAACCUCACAGCGGGCCAAAAGAUCCGUUUCGGAGAACCUCUGGGGACGAUGCAGACAUGAGAGCGGGCGGCUCUCGCCCAGGGGACACUCUGAUCCGAAAUGUGCAGACUUUCAGGAGGUUUCCACAAACUAACACACAGCGCACAAGAAGGAACAACUCGCACUCGAUGACGUGGACUCGGAGACGUGGGCGGAGUCACAGCACCGCUGAUGCGUUAUUGUGAUUUAGAGUCACGUUUACUUCAGAGGUGUUUCUAAUGAAGUUUAUUUUGUUUUUAUUUUUUUUUAAGUAAAGUUCUCUGUUAACAUGCUAAGCUUAGACCAUCAAGUGUUGGUGUGAGGAUUUGGUUUACUAGAAUAUUUUUUAUGCUUUUUUUUUCUGUUUGUAAUUUGUGAAAUUUGUCGCUCUCUUUUCGUUUCUUUUCUUUUUUUUUUUGGCCAUAUUGCCUUUCAUCAGUUUGUUCUGGGGUGGAUGGAUUUUUCAGGGGUUUGUAGCACAGGUAGAGAUUGAUACACACCUGGACUAUGUCCACUUUUGGCUCUUUUGAUUUUUUUUAUUUUUAAACAAGCUCUUAUUCCAUGUAUGAAACUAAAACUGAGCAAUAACCUGCUGUUAGAUUUUAGUUUUGACGUUGCCGAGAUAAAACAGCAGUUAAUAUAAACGAUCCAAACGUUUGGCUCGACGUUCUCGUCCGGUCAGCGUUGCUGUGCUCGGAGCUCUGAAGAUGAAACGGCACAAAACCUCUCAGACAAAUGAACACCUUUUGGAACAGAGAAAGGUGCAAGUGGAUGAAUAGAGCAGAGAAAUGCAGUUGGGUUUUUUUUAAUAACACAUCGGCAACAUGACGACAAAUCUAACUUUAUUUCGAUUUUUCGACAAGCUGUAGCAAUGGUUUGAGACCGAGAUUGAGUUUUAUCAUUUUUGUUAUGAGUUACAAGGAGCAGACUUUUUCUUGUUUCUUUCUAACAUGACAUACCUUCCCCCCUUCAUCAACUUUAAGAGCGAGGGGAAGAAACAAAGACCCCAAUCUUCUGCACACUGUCACACGUCCACGAGGAAAGCCACCCCCCCCCCCCCAACUACAAUACACUCUCCUUCUCUGGGGCUGUUACAUCCUAACCUACUCCCUUACUCCUUAACACCUCCUCCCAUUCUCACUUCCCCUUGUUCCCUUAAUCAUCCAGGGAGGGGGGAGGAUCCUUGACCCUGGAGGAUACAGAUUCAUAGAUCCCUACCAACUUCCCUCGGACUGAAGAAGCUGCUUGGAUGAGUAGAAAUUCGGACGUUACAAAUUCUUGCUUUGGUAAUUCACCUUGGAAAAUAUUUCUCUUAACUUGCUCUUCACAAAAAAAGGUGUCCACUUGUUUGAGAGACGUUUCAGGUCACUAACCUGCUCACUCAAAUAUAGCAUUGAUUUGGUCUCCACAUUAAUUCCUGUUUUAUCUCCUUUAACGUUCCUUAAGUGAAAGUCCAUUGGGUCUUAUGAAUAACACAGAAAAGAUUUUAAAAGGUUUCAGACAGAACUUGUUGAACUUUUCUCACACGAACGGUCUUGUCGCUUGUUAAUGAUUUUGUGAUAUGGAGAAGUCCACAAGCGUCACUGCCACACGUUUAGCCCAUAUUUUACUCUGUUCACACUAGCAGUGAUUUCUGGGCCUGUUGCCAUGGUUCUUACUGAUAGUCAUACGAAUCUGUAUCCAUAUAAAGGAUCGAAUAUGAACAUUAGCUAUGGAAUGUAUACAAAAUCAAGUCAUUUUAACUAGAAAUGAGCUUUAAAGCAAAUAACGUCCGUGUAUAAAAUGUUCUCGUAAUCUCUGCUGGCACGUAAAUGAAACACUUCAAGUUUGUAGAAGCAGAAACUUUCACCAGUUUAUAGCACUUGUAUAGAACUAAGAAAAGGGCGGCAUGGUGCUUAGUGGUUAGCACUGUUGCCUCACAGCAAGAAGGUUCGAAUCCCGGGUUCGAACAGGCAAGGGCCUUUCUCUGUGGAGUUUGCAUGUUCUCCCUGGUUUCCUCCCACAGUCCAAAAAUUCUAAAUUGCCCAUAGAUGUUUGUGUGGUUGUCUGUCUAUAUAUGUGGCCCCGUGAUGUACUGGUGACCUGUCCAGGGUGUACCCCUGCCUUUCGCCCAAUGUGUGGUGGGAUAGGCUCCAGCAGAUCCCUGUGACCCUAAUUAGGAAUAAGUGGGUAUAGACGAUGGAUGGAUGGAUGGGUGGAUGGAUAGAAGAAAAUCUUGAUUUUAAAUGUUUUUUUGUGCUGGAAAUCAGCAGCACACCUCAAAAAUGACCGACUUCCUUUCACGUGUCACUGCUGGUGUGAACACAGCGUUAGACCUGCAAUGCCUUUACUUCAAUUCCCCUUUAUUACACUAAUAUCAUCCAAUAAUAUCGGCUAAUUCCGAAUUAAUCAGAAAAACCUGGUCCAAGAUGUGUUCUCAUCUCUUCUGCCAAGGUGAUGGGUUUAUUACAUGUUUAAUAUCUGUUUAAUACUUGUUCAUUACAGUGUUAGAGUGGCAGAUUUACACAGUAUUGCACUACUGUACUGCAUGCCAAUUUGUAUGUAAAAUACUUGAAUAAUUUAACUCCAACACUGCAUAGAUUUUAACUACGGUAUAGACGAACUGUAAGAAACGUCAUUAGUAAAAAAAUGAAUUUUGGCAAAUUUGUAAAAAGAGA
Hemibagrus wyckioides is the source of this 4297-nucleotide messenger RNA. It is a transcript of the gene pisd, whose product is annotated as phosphatidylserine decarboxylase. Gene Ontology annotation, molecular function: phosphatidylserine decarboxylase activity. The coding region runs from base 393 to 1682 and encodes 429 amino acids. Gene Ontology annotation, cellular component: mitochondrion. Lineage: Eukaryota; Metazoa; Chordata; Actinopteri; Siluriformes; Bagridae. Gene Ontology annotation, biological process: phosphatidylethanolamine biosynthetic process. The record is from RefSeq and is a predicted model, not a curated record. The transcript has 8 exons.